GGUUUAAUUGUUUGUGUUAUUUAAAAAAUGAAAUUGUUUUAUUUUUUAUUACAUUUUUAAUUAAUAUACUGUUUGCUGCAAAGAAAUUCUAUAAAAAUGGUUUUGAAAAUCUUGUGCAAAUGUACAGUUAAAAAAAACUGCUCAGUCCCUACUGUCAUGUUCCUCAACAUGAUGAACUUUAGUUCAUCAACAGAUAAGAGGGGUGACACGGGGUUAGAUGAAAUGUUGGGUCAUUCCUAUACAUGAGGUGUAGUAGGACGUGACUGCGGUCAGCAUGUGAACCUGUGUCCAGCAGGACAGAGGUAUCAGAGAGAGGCGGCUUGUUUUGAUGGGCCCUUAGCAAAUCAGAUUCUCCACAUACUAUCAUGAAGACCAAUGACCAUUUCGACUCAUUGCAAAACACAAAACAGGUAAACGACCCAGCCUCGCUAACAAAACCCUCUGCUCGUGCCAAAACCAUCUAAACUCCUGGAGCAGCAGUGAGUUCAGUUACAGUCAUGGCCAGUAUCUCAAAUCAGAAUGUCGAGUUUGUGAGGACCGGCUAUGGGAAGAACACAGUGAAAGUUUUUCACAUUCGCCGUGAAGGGACUCACCAUCAUAUCACUGAGCUGGUGGCAGACGUUCAGUUAACACUGAAGAGCCGCAAAGAUUACCUGACUGGAGACAACUCUGACAUCAUCCCCACCGACACCAUUAAAAACACUGUCCACGCUCUUGCCAAACUAAAGCGAAUUAAGACCAUUGAGGGCUUUGCCCUGGAUAUCUGUGAACACUUCCUCACAUCGUUCACGCAUGUCACAAGAGUGAGGGUGAACAUUGAUGAAGUUCCCUGGAAAAGACUGGAAAAGAAUGGAAUCGAGCACACACAUGCUUUCAUCCACUGCCCCGAGGCCUUGCACUUCUGUGAGGUCGAACAACAUCUCAACAUGACUCCAGUGGUUCACAGCGGUCUGAGAGAUAUGAAGGUACUGAAGACCACUCAGUCUGGUUUCGAAGGUUUCUUGCGAGACCGCUUUACCACUCUCACAGAUGCCAAGGACCGAUUCUUCUGCACUUCUGUUUAUGCAAAGUGGCGCUACAACACCGUCAAUGUGGCAUUUGAUGCUGCAUGGAAAACUGUAAGGGACACCAUCGUUCAGAAGUUUGCUGGACCGUAUGAUCGUGGAGAAUACUCUCCAUCUGUACAGAAGACUCUGUAUGAAACACAACUCCUGGUGCUCGACGGAAUACCAGAGGUGGAAGAAAUCGAGAUAAUAAUGCCGAACCAGCAUUAUUUCAUAAUUGACAUGACAAAAUUGGGACUCUCGAAUAGGGAUGAGGUUUAUCUUCCUCUUGAUAAUCCAUCAGGAAUCAUCACAGGAACAGUGCGCAGAAAGCCACGAGCCAAACUCUGAAUAUAGAUCGAAAACCUUUAAACACUAAAGAUCUUACUUCAGUGAAAUUUUGAAGUAGAAAUAAACUUUUUAGAUAAUCUAUGCCAAAAAAGAAAAUACACUGAAUACAUUCAAAGUACUGGAUAAAUAAAAAACGAGAAGAACUGAAAUUCUGAUCUCAGCUGUCAUAGUGAUAU
Molecule: messenger RNA, 1570 nt
Organism: Triplophysa rosa
Lineage: Eukaryota; Metazoa; Chordata; Actinopteri; Cypriniformes; Nemacheilidae
Gene: uox
Product: urate oxidase
Exons: 8
Coding region: 498-1394 (298 amino acids)
Biological process (GO): urate catabolic process; purine nucleobase catabolic process
Cellular component (GO): peroxisome
Molecular function (GO): urate oxidase activity
Source: RefSeq, a predicted model, not a curated record